Messenger RNA from Cercocebus atys (sooty mangabey), 3654 nucleotides. It is a transcript of the gene MRPS28, whose product is annotated as mitochondrial ribosomal protein S28. The coding region runs from base 38 to 610 and encodes 190 amino acids. Lineage: Eukaryota; Metazoa; Chordata; Mammalia; Primates; Cercopithecidae. The transcript is spliced from 4 exons. Gene Ontology annotation, cellular component: mitochondrial small ribosomal subunit. The record is from RefSeq and is a predicted model, not a curated record.
UGCGGCGGGGAGGUCAAAGGUCAGAGGUAAAGAAGUCAUGGCGGCGCUGUGUCGGACCCGUGCUGUGGCAGCCGAGAGCCAUUUUCUGCGAGUGUUUCUCUUCUCCAGGCCCUUUCGGGGCGUAGGCACUGAGGGUGGAUCCGACAGUGGGAGUUCCACUGCCACGGAGCCUAAGACGCGCCUAGGCGGUUUCGCGAGCGCGUUGGAGCGGCAGUCGGAGCUUCUGCAGAAGGUGGAGCCCAGGCGGGUGAGAGAGAGUCGCAGGAACUACGCCAAUGACGCGGGCUCUCCAAAAAAUGUGGAAUCCUUCGCAUCUAUGCUGAGACGUUCUCCUCUUAUACAGAUGGGACCUGCAAAGGAUAAACUGGUCAUUGGACGGAUCUUUCAUAUUGUGGAGAAUGAUCUUUACAUAGAUUUUGGUGGAAAGUUUCAUUGUGUAUGUAGAAGACCAGAAGUGGAUGGAGAGAAUGGAGAAGGAAUUGAUGGCUCAAUCUGCUUGUGUCAGAGAAGGCUUCCUAGAGGAACUAACAAUAGAACUGGGUUGCAAAGGAUGGGUAGGAGAUACUACGUGCAGAAAAUGAGAGUGUUUCUGGCAUUAUCUCUGUGCUGACUCUCUAUCAUAACACACAAGAUUGACAGCUCUGAAAAUCGAAGGGUUUCAAAACAAGCAUGAUUGGCAGCUCUAAGGUAACUAGCACAUGCACUGAAUAUUAUUUGUACUUUUGUUUGACACUAAGGUGGAAUAAACAAGCUAAUUUCCCCGUCUUUGUUUCUAUUUCAGGUUGUGUGAUAUGUAGGGUCAGAUAAAGAGUGGAUGUUUCAAAAACUAAAGUUUUUAAGGUGUAUUGGUGGGGAAAAGAGAAAAUAAGAAUUUGAAUUAAGUGGGUCAUUUUAUUGCAGAUGACAUGGAACAUAUUUAAAAAGUAUGCAUGUUUUUAUAUAGGUUGGUGGUUUAAAAUCAUCCAGUUUUUCUUUAACAGAUCUCUUAAGUCCUUUUUAGGAUAGGAGAGCAUCUGUUAUAUUUAGCUUUUUAAUAGGAAACCUUAAAAUAUGUUCAAAUAUGAUCAAAUUAUAAAAUACGAUCUUAGAGAUGUUCUCAGUUCAUGAAACUCAUGUAAUUCAGACUGAAUAGCAUUAGAGGGGUUUUUUCUUGUUUGGAUACAUGCCAUAACAAAAUUCUUUUGGAUUGAUUUGUUCUAUUGGAUUGAUUGUUCAAUUGAAUUCUGUUUUAGUUGAUGUGCAAAAUGGAUUUGCUUUAUGUAGCAUAUUCACAUAUGUGUAGCUCUAUCAUUCCAGAGAUUGUCUAAAUUUACAUCUCUAGGAAGUUUGCCUCAUAUGCCUUCUCAGGACUGUAAAGGUCAAAAGUGAAUCUGGAAACUACUUUGGUGAUUGCCUGUUAAGGAAUGCAAGCAAUUAAGUGUUCUCACAAAAGCUUCGAAGGUAAUGUCUUAAUAGGACAGAGAGGAGAAAGAAUCAGGUCUGCACUCCUACAAUUGGUUCAGGCUGUAGUUGUAUUGACCUACAAGUGGAUUUUUUAAGAAUUAAAAGCUGUUUUAAAAGAAGGUCUGAGUUCUCUUUUUGUUUGUAGAAUUUUGUCUUAAUUUAGAUUGCUACUUGAUAACAUCUAGAGACUCAUAGGGACUUAGAAUUUCAGCACAUAUUUUGUGAUUUGUAAUUCAUUAUAAGAACAAUAAUAGCUAACAUUUGUUGAGUACUCUAUGCUAGGUACUUUGUUAAGAGGUUUGCAUGCAUUAUUUUCUUUAACCUUGUUAUUACUCUAAGGUACUGUUAGAAUUCUCAUUUAAAAACACUGAAGAAACUAAGGUUUAUAGAGAUAUUUUAAAUAACCUAGCCAGUGACAGCAGCUAGUAAGUAUGCAGAUGUGAGGUAAAGUAGCUUCUCUACAUUGUUAACCACUACUUUAUGCUACUUACUCAAAUUACACUUUCAGGGUAUGUGUUUAUAAGUGUGUGUGAGAUGUGUUAAUUUUAUCAGCAAAUAUUUAUUGAGUACCUUAAUCAUAGUGUGCUUAAUGCAGGUUUUAAAAACUGUAUGACAUCUUCAUCUUUAGGAGGAAAGAUAUAUACAUAUAGCACAGUAACACAGAGGAAUAUAUGAAUAAAUGACUAAAUGAAUGAUAUGGUCAAUCAUCUGGCUUCUUCAAAGGAGAAGCCAGAGAAAUGAAAGUUGAGAUGGUUUCAUAGACAAAAAAGUGCCUCCCAAAGAGAUGAAACUUUAGUUAGAAUACUGAAGGAUAGAGGGGGAGUGUUGGGAUGGAUAAUGAAAGGACACCUCUGGGGAAAAUGGCAUGAGGAGUGGCACAGAAUUGAGAAUAAGCUUUGUGUGACUGUUAUCUAUGUCUGUGUAACAAAUUACUUCAUAACUUAGUGGCUUAAAACAAUAAACAUGUAUUAUCUUACAUAAUUGCUGUGGGGCAGGAAUCCAGGAAUGCCUUAGCUAGAUGAUUCUGGCUCAAGGUCUCACAUGAAGUUCAGUCAAGAUAUUGGCCAGGGCUGUAAUCAUCUAAAGACUUGACUGGGGCUGGAAGAUUUGCUUCCAAGGUAGCUCACUCCUAUGUCUGGCAAGUUAGUGCUGGCUAUUGGCAGGAGUCCUUGGUUCCUUGGCACGUGAAUGUCACCAUUGAUGGGCUGCAUGAGUGCCCUCACAACAUAGCAGCUUCCCCCGUAGUAAGUGAUCAGAGAGAGAGAGAGAGCAAGGAGGAAGUGGUGAUAACUUUUAUGACCUAGUCACACAUUAUCACUUCUGCCAUAUUCUGUUGGCUAAAAGUGAGUCACAAAGCCCAGCCUAUACUCAAGAGAAAGGGAAUUGGGCUUUGCCUUUUAGAGGGAGGUGUACAGAAUUUGUGUAUGCAUUUUACGUAUUUUCUGUGUGUGAACAAAGCUUAACUUUUAAUACAAAAAUGUAACUAUAAAAACAUAAAAUAUAUGAGCAAGAUUUAAGAAAAUGGAAACAUCUUUCUCUCCUUGCUGUUUUCAAUGUUAAAAAUAUUUUCAUCACUAAUGUAUUAUUAGACACUACUUAAACGUAGAUUUUCUGUAUACUUUCAAGGUAACCUUUAUUUUUUUCUUUCCUACUGUGAUUCUAGGUAUCUAAAAUUCUUGUCUCCUUACUUAUCCAUACAUUGAGUCAACUGCUAGCAACUUUGAGCUAGUUCAGUAAACAUUUAUCAAGUGACUUCUCUUUGCUAGGCCCAGUGCCAGCUUUGGCUUUAAAAGUCCACACUGCUUCUCUUUGUCUCUAUGAAUUCAAAUCUGGCAAAAGCUCUUUUUUAAGCUGCUGACACUCCGUUUUCUUAGUUAUUUCUAUCUCAUGCAAGAGAGCCUUGCUAAUUUCAGACAAAUUUCAAAUUAUUUUUUAUUUUGGUUAAUUGAAUUACAGUCUAUCCAGCCACCUAGUCCAAAAAGCUGAGUCAGAAUAGGCUCAUUUCUCUUCAUUACAACCCUCCUCAUCCACUCAGUCACCAGCUUUCCUCUUAAUUAUCACUGAAAUCUGUCCUUUCCUCUGUCUCUACCAUUAGGGCUUUUCUCCAGCCAUGGAUAUCUUGUACCUUGUACCUGAAUUUGCCACAGUUUCUUUCUUUUCUUUUCUUUUUUUUUGAGAUGGAGUCUUGCUCUGUCGCCAGGCUGGAGUGUA